CAAGAUGAAAGUUUGCAGCCAAGUUCAAGUCAUACGCGUCAUUAAACGGCACUUUAAUAUAACCUUAAAAUUAUUGCAUUUUAUUGUUUUAUUGUUGUAUUAUUAUGUUUAAGUGAGAAAAUUAUUAUUUUGUAUUGUGUUUCUUAUUUCGGAUAAACCGCAGUAUUUAUUCUGUGAGAGAUAAGAAAUUACACGACAGCAAUGUCAUCAUAUUUUGACACGUAUGAAUAUAAAUUAAUGAAAAAGUUUUUAUAUAAAAGGUAUGAUAUAUAAGAAUGUCAGAAAAAUUUUUACUAUCCAAAACAGAAAUUGGAGUAAAUAUGAAUUUUCAAAGACAACCACGAUGUUUUCGAAGCAGUCAAUUUUGUAUAAUGAUAAAUGUAAUAGCCAUUACACUCAUUUGUUUAUACGUAUGGCAAUUAGAGGACGACAAAUGUAAAAGUAAAUUGUCGUCAAUGUUGGAAAAUAUAAAAUCAUUAGGUUUAUGUGAGAGAUCGAUAAUAAAUGAGAAAACAUUUCGAGAUUUAACGAGACUUAAAUUAUAUAAAUUAGAUUUAGGAAUAUCGAGACGAAAUGAAGUAAUUUUAUCAACUUGUCUCGAUAAAGUUGAAGAGUUAUUGAAUUCUUAUUAUAAAGAUACACCAACAAUAUAUGCGAUUACACCAACAUUUGCAAGGCCAGUGCAAAAAGCAGAAUUAACACGUUUGGCACAAUCAUUUAUUCUUGUUCCAAAAUUCCAUUGGAUUGUCAUCGAAGAUGCUGUUAAUAAGACAAAAUUAGUUAGUAAUUUAUUGGCUUCCAGUUUAUUGUCCUAUACACAUCUAAAUGUUGCAACACCAACAAAUUACAAACUUGGAAAACGCGAUCCACAUUGGAAAAAGCCACGGGGUGUUGAGCAACGAAACGCAGCUCUUCGAUGGAUCAGAGAAAAUUUGGAUUCUAGUCACAAUGGAAUUGUAUUUUUUGCUGAUGACGAUAAUACUUAUUCCAUUCAAAUUUUUGCUGAGAUGAGCAGAAUUAAAAAGGUCGGCGUCUGGCCAGUGGGUUUAGUUGGAGGUUUAAUGGUAGAGAAGCCACUUUGCGAUAAGGUCACAAAGAAAGUAACUGGAUUUAAUUCAAUGUGGAAACCAGAUAGACCAUUUCCAGUCGAUAUGGCAGGAUUUGCAAUAAAUUUAAAACUAAUACUCGAGCAUAAAGAUAGUUGGUUUUCGUUUGAUGUUCAAGGUGGAUAUCAAGAAAGUGAAAUUUUAAGGAAAAUGAUUACGAAAGAUGAUUUGGAACCAUUGGCUGAUUUUUGCACGAAGGUUUAUGUUUGGCAUACAAGAACCGAGCAUCCUCUCCUUCGUACCGAACAAAUGCUAAUAAAACAAGGAAAGCCAUCAAAUUUUGGCAUUGAAGUGUAAUUUCCGAGUUUUUUUUUCUUUAAAAAACGCCAGGUAUUUUAAUCUACAUUUUUUUAACAAAAAAAAAAAAAUCAUGGACAAUACUGUAAAUACAUUUGCGAUAUGUGCCACAAGUAUUAUAGUUAAGAAAUAUUUUUAAUUAGUCAAAAUAUCAGAAAAAUAAUGAACACAUUAUCUAAAAUAGUUUUAAUAUAAAAAAUUAUGUCAUCAAAAUCCAGUGAUUUCCAGAUUUUUAUAUAUUUUUCUUUUUAAAAAAGAAAAAAGAAUUUUGUAAAACAAAAAUUGUUUUUUCAACAUAAGAAAAUUGAAAAUUUUAUUUAUGCAUAUUUUUAUAAAUGUAACAUUUAAAAAAAAAAGUCUUUUUAUUCAAAAUAAUGGAAUAAGUCAAUGGAGAAAUAAAAAAACAAUAACAUUUUCAAAA
This is a messenger RNA of Leptopilina boulardi, 1824 nucleotides long. RefSeq names its product galactosylgalactosylxylosylprotein 3-beta-glucuronosyltransferase I (gene GlcAT-I). Gene Ontology annotation, molecular function: galactosylgalactosylxylosylprotein 3-beta-glucuronosyltransferase activity. The record is from RefSeq and is a predicted model, not a curated record. Gene Ontology annotation, biological process: chondroitin sulfate proteoglycan biosynthetic process; carbohydrate metabolic process. The coding region runs from base 276 to 1403 and encodes 375 amino acids. The transcript has 5 exons. Gene Ontology annotation, cellular component: Golgi membrane. NCBI's taxonomy places the organism in Eukaryota, Metazoa, Arthropoda, Insecta, Hymenoptera, Figitidae.